Molecule: messenger RNA, 2633 nt
Organism: Trematosphaeria pertusa
Lineage: Eukaryota; Fungi; Ascomycota; Dothideomycetes; Pleosporales; Trematosphaeriaceae
Exons: 5
Coding region: 25-2568 (847 amino acids)
Molecular function (GO): protein binding
Source: RefSeq, a predicted model, not a curated record
CCCUCAUCCACAACUCGCGUCAGAAUGUCGUUCCUUUGCUACAAACUUCUGACGGGUCAGUAUCAUGAGACCGAGACCGAGACCUUGCAGCGGGCCUGGGCCGCGGCACCUCCCCUGCUCCAGGCCACUCCGCGUACCGCACCAGACAUGGAGUACCCUGUGGUCCGAGCAAAGGGGAAGAGGGCUGCGUCCGAUACGGCGCCUCUGUCACGAAAGCAUCCACGAACACUCUCCGACUCGUCUUCCAAAAGCCUGAUCCCCAGUCAACCUCGAGAGCAGCCGCUGCAGAUUAUACCAUCAUUGUCCCCCAACGCUGCCGAUCUUGUAAAGACGUACUCUUACAAGAACGCCGUGACGGUCUUCGGAGAGAGCGGGCUUGACAUACUACAGGGGACCGAUUGUGGCGGCGUUUUUGUCAAGCUCUUCCUUAUUAUCGAGCGAAGCGACCCAAAGAUCGAGCUCCAGCAACUAUUUCGGCGAACCUGCUGCUACGCGUUCGCGAAGUUACACGAGAAAGGCGCGUCUGUCGAUCCGAUGGUGCAGGAAAUCGAAAAUACGCUGCCUCUUGCUCAACGCACUAAGGAAAGGGUUAAAGGUAUCCUCCGCGCCGGGACGAAGUGGAUAACGAUUGUCGAACAAUUCGCGUCUAUUGUCAAUCGCGCCCCGCAGCAGCUUACUGGGCUCCUCUGCCCUUUGAGAUCCGCAUCCGCCUGGGAGAGAGCAGUAACUGCGGACCAUCGAUCUGCGCUUGCGAAUCUCCACGCGAAUACGGACAUAUACGAGUCGACUUUACGGUUCACCCCUUCCGUCAACAAAGUCUUAAAUCAAAUAUUCUCAGAGCGCUCCUUUAUCGACGAGACGCGCACGUUCACAUCGCAUUCAAACACCCUUCUUACCACGCCGGUGUGUAAGACCAGCCGAAGCAGCCUCGAGGCCAGUGCCGCAUUUGUAUGCUGGGAUUUACAUACCGUGUCAAAAGCACAGCCUGCGUGGAAGGCUCCGUCCCUAACAGCUGUGUCGGAAGCCGUUCCAGGAUCGAGCGGUAUGCAUUCGGAAGGUACCAAUAUCUUAUUGAUCGUUCUGUCUUUCCUCUCGACAUCCGAGAAAAUUCCCCUCAAUCUUCUGUUCUAUGGAGCCACGCCUCGGAAACGCUGGACAGUACAUGGCGAGAUCGAAUCGGUGGAUGCAAUUUGUGCUGGUCUUGUUCCGGAAUUGGGCAGUCUUCUUUCGGACGUAUUGAGACUGGCCAAAGCCUUUUGGGAGCUGGAGUCGUCGUCGUCGGUCGUCUCGGACUCUGGAAAGGCCUACACCUUGAACGAAACCGUUGCGAGUUGCAUCCGUGAGAACCUAUCUGCAGAGCAGCUUUCUUUUUGGAGAUGCCAGGCCUUGAUUGUCACGUAUAGAGCGAUCCCUUGGAAAUACUUAGAGCCCGCCAUCCCCAACCCUGAAUUAUUUCUGCCGCACCUCAAACAGGUUCUCGAGGCAUUUCAAGAUUGCUUUAAAGAUAUGCCAGCGAGUACCAGAGCCGACCUUGUACUCACACUCAUCGAGGCAUCUCGGUUUCCCAAUAUGGUAUGGAAACCCUUCGCGAUCGGUCAAGCGGAAGUUGCUGCGCGUGACUUAGAGGACUCGUACCUUCACUUUUGCAUCGCACAGUCACAAAGUCGUCUGGGACAGAUUGCCGGAAACAUGGGCCAAGCUGUUAGUAGUCUUGGCGAUCUCAGCCAAGGCAGGCUAUCGAGCACCGUGGACAAGAGGAUGCAUUCAGCGAUAGGUCAAGCGACCAUCCAAUAUUCCUUGAAUUGUGUCCAGGCUGAAGACAUCCCUGGUGCCAAGAGAUCGCUGGAGAAUUGGAGUCCCCUUAAUCAACCGUCUCCAAUGGAGGAAGUCGUGCUCUUCCGCAAGGAUAUGAUGCUUGGGAGGCUUUUACGGUUCCAAGGCGAAUUCGCAGAAUCGCUAGCGCAUCUCGAGAAGUCGCGGAAAACAGCAGAGGAGCGCAGGGUUCUCACCUCCGAAGAAGACCUUUGUGAUCUCACUUGCGACCUUGCCGACACGUUGCGAGAGCUUGAUAACCCAGCCACCGCCGAACGCCACCUUCGAGCAGAAAUCACGCGGCGAGACCGGAAUUGUAUCUGCUCUCCGGGCCAGUCUCUUCUGGAGUUGUCUCUAGCUGAAGCCCUGUUUGCCCAAGAACGUUUCAAAGAGGCAGAAAGGCUUUGCUUAGAUGUCCAGUCCCGUCCCAGCCUCUUAGACUUUGAGGAACUGCGCUUACACAUCACAAUGGCAAAGAUACGCCAUGUCGAGUCAGACUACGAGGGUGCAUUGUCUUGUUGGAGCGGAGCCAUGAAAGCAAUUGGAAAGUUUCAUAUGACCAAUGGCCGUUCGACUCGAAUAAUUGUACUGUCCAUUUGCGACACUUUAAGGCGUUUGGGCCAGACGUGGUUGGUGGACGCGUCUCUGAAGGAGGCGGCGUCUCUAGAGGAGCUGGCAAAACCAAGAGAUGCCCAAUACUGGAUUGCGGGCAUGCGGCAUUGGUUAGAAUAUUCUGCAGCAUCGAGGUCGUCGUAGUCGUAUGUAGCUCGUCUGUAGCUCAUCCAUAUCAAAGGAGUGCCAAGUACUUAUCUCGAUCCGCC